Rotaria sp. Silwood2 is the source of this 624-nucleotide messenger RNA. NCBI's taxonomy places the organism in Eukaryota, Metazoa, Rotifera, Eurotatoria, Philodinida, Philodinidae. The record is from the annotation of a GenBank genome assembly.
AUGUAUAAUAAUCAAAACUAUCCUUCCUUUCGUGUAACUGGCAUUGUACUUGGUUGUUUAGUACUUUUAUUUACUGCAACAUUGUUGUCAAUAGAGCUCGGACGUCUUUAUUCAGGUUCAAAUAAUCGCGGACGAAAUGAUUCCAAUGAAACAUUUCAAUACUCCAUAUUUCCGGAUACAGUCAUUGGUUAUAAUGGAAAUAUUAUAAAUCCUAAACUAGAGAACCGUUGGAUGUGGCCGUGGUCAACAGCUACGUUACUAUUUAGUUUGCUAUUUUUUACAACAGGCGUAAUUGGUAUCAUAAGUAGUCAAAGGCAAAAUUAUUCAUCUAUUUUAACAUUUUUUAUUUGUUCACUAUUGUCAUUAUGUUUAUUAAUAUUUUUAAUAGCAACAUAUUCAACAAUAAUUGCAGGUUGGAAAAACAUUUAUGGAACAAAUGAGGGAGAUUCAAUAUCAAGUUUUGUGCGCAUCGACAAGAAUUUAUCAAGUGCUUCUUUAGCAGUUUCAUGUGGAUUAUUUAUUAUCUUAUUAACUAGUCUUAUUUUAACUGGUAGAACUAUUAAUGCUUGUACACGAAAAGAAAUUCCUAGAGUGAAUAAUGCAUAUGAACGCGUAAUAGGAUAG